Symbiodinium pilosum is the source of this 168-nucleotide messenger RNA. The record is from the annotation of a GenBank genome assembly. Lineage: Eukaryota; Dinophyceae; Suessiales; Symbiodiniaceae.
AUGGAUGCAGGUGCAACCACACCGCACUCGCCAGCAGGCGACCGCACCAGCCGCUUGCUGGAACAGAUGCGAACCUGCGUGCUGGUGCAUCACCAGCUGAGCUGCCUGCUGGUCCAUGCAAGUGCGCUGGAUGCAGGCAGGCAGCUUUACCAGCUUCUACAAACAUGA